GAUGUUCUCCGGACAGUUGUUAUGGAAAAAUGUCGAGAGAGAGGUGAGCCUUUGAUGGUCUUCUUCACUUGUACGGCGUGUGCAGUGAGUCGGUGACAUUAAUGAAUCUCUGUCGGAGGCUCCGGAGGCGUGCGCGCUGCCAGGGGCCAGUGUUGGAGUCGCCAGCAGCGCUGCGCCGCAGCUCGGACCCCUUACAUGCUUGUCUUAUAUCCUAACUUCACUCACUUCUUGCUUGUUGUCUCUUCUUUUUUAUGCCUGCAGAGUUCUUCUUUUUGUGCAUUUUCGCAUCACUCUGAUGUGAGGGGGGUCACAGCGUGCGUACUGGGCAGAUAUGCGUUUGCAUACUGGAAGUUUAGCCCUGCAGCUGUUCUCCUGAAACCCCCCCCUAAUCUUUUGCAUUUUCGUCACGCUUUACCUGGGCACUGCAAGAGGGGUUUGUUUUUUUUUUUUUGUUUUUUUCAAGCCACAGGAGGAAAUGGCCAACGAGAGGAAACCGCGGCUUUGUGUCAUGGCAAAGGGGGAGACUGGGUAUGGAUUUCACUUGCAUGGAGAGAAGGGCAAGAGUGGACAGUUCAUCCGCAAAGUGGAGCCCGGCUCCCCCGCGGAGGCGGCGGGGCUGCGCGCCGGCGACAGGGUGGUCGCUGUGAACGCAGUGAACGUGGAGAAGGAGACGCACCACCAGGUGGUGCAGCGGAUCAAGACAGUGGACAACGAGACAAGGCUGCUGGUGGUCGACCAGGAGACACAUGAAACCCUGCGCAGCCUGCGUCUCACAGCCACAGAGGACAUGGCCAUUCUGGGGACCGGGGCCCCCAUUUCCUCCUCUCCUCCAGCCUCCUCCUCCCCGGCACCGUCCUCUACCCCGUCCUCGCCCAUCAAGAAGAGGGAGAAUGGCUCAGUGUCCAAGCAGCCUAUUGCACAGAGCAGCCAGGUGCAGAAGCCCACCAGGAGGUCCCCAUCAAAGGCUGCAAAGAAGGAGACUUUGGCCCAGGCAGAAGUUCACAACCAGUCUCAGUCCUCUCCUCAGCCCGAGGGCGACCCAUCCAAGCUCGUUCCACGUCUCUGCCACCUUGUGCGGCCUGAAACCGGCUACGGUUUCAACCUCCACAGCGACCGGUCACGGCCUGGCCAGUACAUCCGCUCCCUGGACCCGGGCUCGCCUGCGGACCAUGCCGGACUCCGACCGCAAGACAGGCUCGUUGAGGUAAAUGGCGUGAACAUCGAGGCCAUGCGGCAUGCGGACGUGGUGGCCUUCAUAAAGAAAGGAGGAAACGAGACCUGGCUGUUGGUGGUGGACCCAGAAACAGACAAACACUUCAGGAGCAGAGGAGUGGUCCCCACAAUAAGCCAUGUCAAAGAUUACGAUGGUCCGUCCAUAUCCAACGGCUCCCCCUACCCGCAGACCAAUGGCAGCUCCACCACGCAGUCCAUCAGGUCCACGCACUCCGACAUCAGCAGCCAGGGCAACAGCACGCAGCUGGCAGACGAUGACGGCAGCCGGCUCCUGGACCCGUUCGCUGAAAUGGGCCUGAGUCUGAGCGCGACGGCAGCGGAGGAGAAGAUGAAAGUCCACGCCAAAGAAAAGAAGAAGGCACCACAGAUGGACUGGAUGAAGAAAUAUGAGCUCUUCAGUAAUUUCUAAGGCGGCGCAGACCGUCCUCCCCAGCGAGACAGACACAUGGACGGGUUUGCCACACAGAGAACCUAGGAUUGUUAGUUCCUGGAGUGAAAUGUGACAAGAGAUUAACAGGAGUCCAAAGGAUUUAACAUUUGAAGCCACAUCAGACUCUUUAACAUCGACUCUUCCCUCUACGUGAAAAAAGCACGGAAUGACUGCAAAAACUGCAAAAUCAGAAGGACAAGUGUCUUAAAAACCUUCACACGUGGCAGAUUUGCCCAGUUCCCCUCCACUUUUUCUCUACUUCAAGGAUGCCAUUCCUCUUAAUUCGAGAGCUAUUUUUGCAUAUAAAGACUAUAAACUUCUAGAAAUGAAGAGUAUCCACUCAUCAUGAACUGCAUUUAAAGCAUUUUAUGGGCACUGUGGCAUCAAAGACUGGAUAUUAGGGGAUUUUUUUCUCCUCCAUCAACCACAGCACGCCCAAAGUUGGCAGAUCACUGUGAAAUGGGACCCUUCAGCCGUUGUUUGAUAGAGAAAAGGAUGCAUGUGCUUUAUGUGUCUCUCAUGUAUUAGCGUUUUUACAUCAGUGUAAGCCUGUAUGCAGAAGCUUAGCUGCUUCACACCAUCCCUGCUUUACCCAGAAAGAGUAUCUUACCACUUUAACACGAAAAACCUCUUCACACAAAGAGAGCAUACAUGCAUUGUAAAAUGAGCCACUGCUAACAAUAAAAGGGUUGUUAAAGGGAUUGAUGGACGCCAGUGCAGGAAGAAAGACAUUCUCUGAGAGCAGGUGUGGAUGAGGACUGAGCCUCGAGGCUUUAUGUACAGCAGAGGGCGAACUUGCACCACAAAUACAGACACCUUAACAAAUUAGACAUUAAUCCAUACUUGAUUCAUCAUCUCAUUACCUGUGAGGAAGGGAAAAUAUUCCAGGUGCCGUUGAGCAAAGAAACUCCAGAGGAAGUGAUUUGAACGCAAGGUGAAGGACAUUUUAUGUGGUUAGGAUUAAAAUGUUUGACUUUGUUUUGAGAGCAAGUUGUUAAAUAUGAAGAAAAGUUAUGAUUUCAUAAGCAGCUGUGGAAGGAAGAUUUAUUGCUGGCUAUGAAGCUUACUAUUAAUAAGUCAGUAUUACGUUUAGUCUUUCUUUCAUGUUAGAUUUAUAGGAGCUAAUAGUGUAAAAACUACAGUUCACCACUGAAUAACUGGAAGGAAGUUAAAGGAAAUUUCUUCAAAUAAAUUAGUCAAGUACAGUCAGUCUUUCGGGAGAGUAAAACCACCAAAAAUACACACACAAUAAAGUAAUUGUCAGUGGUCGAUGACACAAUCUGGGAAUGGCGCAACUUGAAAAAGUUGAAAGUAUCGUAAUGUUACAUUUUUCACUAAACAAAAGUGUAAAGUGUAUGAAAGAUUCAUAGGAGUCAUCUGCAGUGUGAGCCGCGUGCUUGGGGGGGUUGGGGGUGUCGGAGAUGCUCUGGCAGAUUUGGUGAACUAGACUGUGGGAGCCAUGACGAUUAGAGGAUUAAUCCACACAUACGAACAGCUGUCACGCAGAAGCUCACGUGCAUGGUGGAGGUAUACAUGUCACACUGCAAGCAAUGUUAAUGUAAAGCAUUACAGUAAAUGGAUUAAGAUAUGUCUGCUCUUUUUUUGUUCUUUACCCACUCAUACCCCCAGUUAUCAUCGUCUGGAUAUGUGAACGUCAGUCUGUUUGCACCCGGCUCGCUCUAUAUGCUCUCUCUAAGCAAUCACAGCUGCCGUAGCUGAUGUACAUACAGUAUAAAUGCCAGGUUGAAUUUUUCAAUAAAGUGUGACAACUGGAUUAUUUUGAAUAUCGAGACAUUUGUCAUUAUCUUUCCCAGCUUUCCUUUUCUUUCCACCUUCUGAUGUUUUUCCGUCCCAAGUCUUGCAUUGACGAAUGGCAGCACUUUAUUUUAACUUUCUUUGCCCUCCGUUGCUACCCUUGAUUGGUCUCUU
Molecule: messenger RNA, 3592 nt
Organism: Cololabis saira (Pacific saury)
Lineage: Eukaryota; Metazoa; Chordata; Actinopteri; Beloniformes; Belonidae
Product: Na(+)/H(+) exchange regulatory cofactor NHE-RF2
Exons: 6
Coding region: 476-1642 (388 amino acids)
Biological process (GO): protein localization to plasma membrane
Cellular component (GO): apical plasma membrane
Molecular function (GO): signaling receptor binding; protein-membrane adaptor activity
Source: RefSeq, a predicted model, not a curated record